GCCAGCAUGACAGCAUCAUCACCCCGUUAUCCAUAUUACUGUUAUUAAUAUUCCAUCAUAGACUAAUAUGAGAAGUUUGUGCGGCUAUGACAGCGUUUAGUCGAUUUUCUAGUUCCCUUCUUUCACGAACGAAGUAAAAACAUUGGUUUGCAGUAAUCGCAUCAGCCAUCACAACGGAUGGCAGGAUGCUAGAGUCAGACUAUUGUCAGUAUUGCCUAUCGUUUGUGUGUGAAAUACUCACUCAGUGACUCGCCAUGAAUCGUAAUAUGUCAGAUUCACAAUUCCAUCUGUCUUCGGCGACUAACUAUGGAAAAGGCCGAGUAAGGAAGAUGCAUAAUAAAUAUAACCAACCUGGCCAAGUGCACAGUCUACAGGAUAAGAAAACAAAAUCUGUAAUGAAUCAAUAUCAUAAGAUGCUGCGAAAACAGAAACAAGCAGAACUACGAUUAGGAGCCACCAAGCAGGAUAUGGAAAAACUUGCCCAGGAGGAAGUCCACACAAGUAAGAAAGAGAAAAGACUUGGGACCUUCAAGAAAGCGAUGGUAGAGUAUGAGAACAAGAUUGAAGAGCAAAGGCAAAAAAAGGAGGAUGCAGCCAGACAGAAGAAAGAAAAAGAAGAAGCAUUGAAGCACUAUAAAACCAAAAAGAUAGAAAGACAGAAGCAUCUAGGAAAGAAGACAAAGAGAGGGCAGCCCGUCCUGUCCGCACAAGUCGAGCACAUAUUGCAGAAGCUGCAGAGUCCGUCCUCUGAGCUGUCAUAGCUUUGGCCAGAAAGGCAUUUUAUCGGUAUAUAAAUAACAUUUCAUCAAUACACGUGCUGCGAGUACUUUACUCAGGUUACGAACUUGUGCACAUGCCUGGGCAAGUGGUUUCGUGGUCUUGAAUGUAGUGAGUUCGCAAGGCUGUAAUAGGUUUCCGUGGGAAUGUGGUAGCUACUUCACAACUUUUGCUGUUGGUAGAUGGCAGCACGGUGUAAGUGUAAAAUUCAUGCGUAUAGAGCGUUAUCAAGCGGGUGGUGGCGUCAAUGUUACGUAACCCUACUGCUGUUACCAGUCCGGCAGUGGAUUUACACUUUCCGGAAACGUCAAAUAUUGUCCACCUGCCAUACAUAAAACAUCGAUCUAAGAUUAAUAUGAUGGCUAUUUAUGUGUUGCUGCUCUUAUUGAUGCUGAUUCGUAGAAGCUCACUUCAUUCUGGUUCAUGUUUAUUGUGGUUACAAUAAACUGUAAUCUCUAUACUAAAAUCUGGGCAUUACUUGCAAUGUAACGAGAUUAAUCAUUAAUCGUUUAAAAAAUAUAAAGACAAAAUGUUUUGUUGAUUUUUAACUA
Molecule: messenger RNA, 1328 nt
Organism: Priapulus caudatus
Lineage: Eukaryota; Metazoa; Priapulida; Priapulimorpha; Priapulimorphida; Priapulidae
Product: thyroid transcription factor 1-associated protein 26-like
Exons: 5
Coding region: 255-761 (168 amino acids)
Cellular component (GO): nucleus
Source: RefSeq, a predicted model, not a curated record